This is a messenger RNA of Nannospalax galili (Upper Galilee mountains blind mole rat), 3983 nucleotides long. RefSeq names its product ATPase 13A1 (gene Atp13a1). Gene Ontology annotation, cellular component: endoplasmic reticulum membrane. The transcript has 26 exons. Gene Ontology annotation, biological process: extraction of mislocalized protein from ER membrane; intracellular calcium ion homeostasis. Gene Ontology annotation, molecular function: membrane protein dislocase activity; ATP hydrolysis activity; ATP binding. The record is from RefSeq and is a predicted model, not a curated record. The coding region runs from base 157 to 3762 and encodes 1201 amino acids. NCBI's taxonomy places the organism in Eukaryota, Metazoa, Chordata, Mammalia, Rodentia, Spalacidae.
CUGCGCAGUAAUGCAGACACUUCUGGACCCAGCCAACGCUGUAACCAGGCGCUUCCUAUUCCCGAAGCUGUCAUGGCGGCGCUCAGGCCUCACUAAAAUUAGCAUAUCGGAAGUGAGGCGGUUCUUUUGCCGGAAGCAAGCGCGGCGCUGGGAAAGAUGGCGGCGGUGGGCAACGCGGUGCUCUGCGGGGCCCGGCCUGGCGGGGCUCGGGGCGGCGGGCGGCCCCAGCCUGGGCCGCGGCCGCGGGAGCUCCUGGCUGCCGGGCCGGCGCUCAUAGCGAGCGGUGAUGAGCUGGUGGCCGCCGUGUGGCCGUACCGGCGACGGUCGCUGCUGCGGCGCCUCACAGUGCUGCCGUUCGCCGGGCUGCUUUACCCAGCUUGGUUGGGCGCCGCCGCCAGCGGCUGCUGGGGCUGGGGCAGCAGCUGGGCCGAGAUCCCUGAGGCCGCGCUGCUCGUGCUCGCCACCAUCUGCCUCGCGCACGCGCUCACUGUCCUGUCAGGGCAUUGGUCCGUGCACGCGCACUGCGCGCUCACCUGCACCCCGGAGUAUGACCCUGGCAGAGCAACCUUCGUGAAGGUGGUGCCAACCCCCAACAAUGGCUCCACUGAGCUAGUGGCCCUGCAUCGGGACAAGGGUGAAGAUGGACCAGAGGUGCUGUCCUUCGAAUUCCAGAAGAUCAAAUAUUCCUAUGAUGCUCUGGAGAAAAAGCAGUUCAUCCCAGUGGCCUUCCCUGUGGGGAAUGCCUUCUCCUUCUAUCAGAGCAACAGAGGGUUCCAGGAAGACUCGGAGAUCCGAGCUGCAGAGAAGAAGUUUGGGAGCAACAAAGCUGAGAUGGUGGUACCUGACUUCUCUGAGCUUUUCAAGGAGAGAGCCACGGCCCCCUUCUUCGUGUUUCAGGUGUUCUGUGUGGGGCUCUGGUGCCUGGAUGAGUACUGGUACUACAGUGUCUUUACCCUGUCCAUGCUGGUGGCUUUUGAGGCUUCACUGGUACAGCAGCAGAUGCGGAACAUGUCUGAGAUCCGCAAGAUGGGCAACAAGCCCCACAUGAUCCAGGUCUACCGUAGCCGCAAGUGGAGGCCCAUUGCCAGUGAUGAGAUUGUUCCUGGGGACAUUGUGUCCAUUGGCCGUUCCCCCCAGGAUAACCUGGUGCCGUGCGAUGUGCUGUUGCUGCGGGGCCGGUGCAUUGUGGAUGAGGCCAUGCUCACCGGGGAGUCAGUGCCACAGAUGAAGGAGCCCAUUGAGGAUCUGAGCCCAGACCGAGUCCUGGACCUACAAGCCGAUGCUCGGCUGCAUGUCAUCUUUGGGGGCACCAAGGUGGUGCAGCACAUCCCCCCACAGAAGGCCACCACAGGCCUGAAGCCGGUUGACAAUGGAUGUGUGGCCUAUGUCCUUCGGACUGGAUUUAACACAUCCCAGGGCAAGCUGCUGCGCACCAUUCUCUUUGGGGUGAAGAGGGUGACCGCAAACAACCUGGAGACCUUCAUCUUCAUCCUCUUCCUUCUGAUAUUUGCCAUCGCAGCGGCUGCCUAUGUGUGGAUUGAAGGGACCAAGGACCCCAGCCGGAACCGAUACAAGCUCUUUCUGGAGUGUACUCUCAUCCUCACCUCGGUGGUGCCCCCUGAGCUACCCAUUGAGCUGUCUCUGGCUGUCAAUACCUCCCUCAUCGCCCUGGCAAAGCUCUACAUGUAUUGCACAGAGCCCUUCCGGAUCCCCUUUGCCGGCAAAGUCGAGGUGUGCUGCUUUGACAAGACGGGGACUUUAACCAGUGACAGUCUGGUGGUGCGUGGUGUGGCAGGGCUGAGAGAUGGGAAGGAGGUGACCCCCGUAUCCAACAUCCCCAUAGAAACACACCGGGCUUUAGCCUCCUGCCACUCACUCAUGCAGCUGGAUGAUGGCACCCUGGUGGGUGACCCUUUGGAGAAGGCCAUGCUGACAGCUGUGGACUGGACACUAACCAAAGAUGAGAAAGUAUUCCCCCGAAGUAUUAAAACUCAGGGGCUGAAAAUUCACCAGCGCUUUCAUUUUGCCAGUGCCCUAAAGCGAAUGUCCGUGCUCGCCUCCUAUGAGAAGCUUGGCUCCACCGACCUCUGCUACAUCGCAGCCGUGAAGGGGGCCCCUGAAACCCUGCACUCCAUGUUUUCCCAGUGCCCACCUGAUUACCAUCACAUUCACACUGAGAUCUCUCGAGAAGGAGCUCGCGUACUGGCCCUGGGGUACAAGGAACUGGGGCACCUCACACACCAGCAGGCCAGAGAGGUCAAGCGGGAGGCCCUGGAGUGCAGCCUCAAGUUUGUGGGCUUCAUCGUGGUCUCCUGUCCACUCAAGGCCGAUUCCAAGGCUGUGAUCCGAGAGAUCCAGAACGCAUCGCACCGGGUGGUCAUGAUCACAGGGGACAACCCGCUCACCGCCUGCCAUGUGGCCCAGGAGCUGCACUUCAUUGACAAGGCCCACACACUCAUCCUGCAUCCUCCCUUGGAGAAAGGCCAGCUAUGCGAGUGGCGCUCCAUUGAUGGCAGCAUUGUGCUGCCACUGGCCCCAGAUUCCCCCAAGCAUCUGGCCCUGGAGCAUGCACUGUGCCUCACGGGUGAUGGCUUGGCCCACCUGCAGACUGCAGAUCCCCAGCAGCUGCUCCGCCUCAUCCCUCAUGUACAGGUGUUCGCCCGCGUGGCACCCAAGCAAAAGGAGUUUGUCAUCACCAGCCUGAAGGAGCUGGGCUAUGUGACCCUCAUGUGUGGAGAUGGCACCAACGAUGUGGGUGCACUGAAGCACGCCGAUGUGGGUGUAGCACUCCUAGCUAAUGCCCCUGAGCGGGUUGUAGAGCGGCGACGACGGCCAAGGGACAGCCCAGUCCUGAGCAACAGUGGUCCCAGAGUCUCCUCAAGGUCAAGCAAACAGAAGUCAGCACUCCUGCCCGCUGAGGAUCCACCAGCCUCCCAUAGGGACCGCUUGAGCCAGGUGUUGCGGGACCUCGAGGAUGAGAGCACCCCCAUUGUGAAACUGGGGGAUGCCAGCAUUGCAGCACCCUUCACCUCCAAGCUCUCCUCCAUCCAGUGCAUCUGCCACGUGAUCAAGCAGGGCCGCUGCACACUGGUCACCACGCUACAGAUGUUCAAGAUCCUGGCCCUCAACGCUCUAAUCCUGGCCUACAGCCAGAGCGUCCUCUACCUGGAAGGUGUCAAAUUCAGUGACUUUCAGGCCACCCUGCAGGGGCUGCUGCUGGCCGGCUGCUUCCUCUUCAUUUCCCGCUCCAAGCCCCUCAAGACCCUCUCCCGAGAACGGCCCCUGCCCAACAUCUUCAACCUAUACACCAUCCUCACAGUGAUGCUACAGUUCUCUGUGCACUUCCUGAGCCUUGUCUACCUGUACCAAGAAGCCCAGGCCCGGAGCCCUGAGAAGCAGGAGCAGUUUGUAGACCUGUACAAAGAGUUUGAACCAAGCCUGGUCAACAGCACCGUGUACAUCAUGGCCAUGGCUAUGCAGAUGGCCACCUUCGCCAUCAACUACAAGGGCCCACCCUUCAUGGAGAGCCUCCCUGAGAACAAGCCACUGGUGUGGAGUCUGGCAGUGUCCCUUCUGGCCAUCAUUGGCCUGCUCCUUGGCUCCUCACCUGACUUCAACAGCCAGUUUGGCCUUGUGGACAUUCCUGUGGAGUUCAAGCUGGUCAUCGGCCAGGUUCUGGCCUUGGACUUCUGCCUGGCACUCCUGGCUGACCGAAUCCUACAGUUCUUCUUGGGAACCCCGAAGCUGAAAGUGCCUUCCUGAGACGAUGGUGCUGGUACCCACCACUCAUCCUGGCUGCCGUUGGCUGGGAGCCGUCGGUGUUCCCCCAGGAGGGAACACUGCCCCAUCCCCACAGUGAGGCAGCAACCCUGCCUCACUCUUGGAAGACUGAGCUGGGACCCUUGGGGGCAUCUGCUGGUCUGGCUACCGGAACCAGCCCCGGGCCAGCACCUUUGGUAAAUAAAUCAGCAUCUGUGAUUUUA